Penaeus chinensis is the source of this 1746-nucleotide messenger RNA. Its product is annotated as cytochrome P450 2L1-like. Gene Ontology annotation, biological process: xenobiotic metabolic process. The record is from RefSeq and is a predicted model, not a curated record. NCBI's taxonomy places the organism in Eukaryota, Metazoa, Arthropoda, Malacostraca, Decapoda, Penaeidae. Gene Ontology annotation, molecular function: oxidoreductase activity, acting on paired donors, with incorporation or reduction of molecular oxygen, reduced flavin or flavoprotein as one donor, and incorporation of one atom of oxygen; heme binding; iron ion binding. The transcript has 11 exons. Bases 229 to 1707 code for a protein of 492 amino acids. Gene Ontology annotation, cellular component: cytoplasm; intracellular membrane-bounded organelle.
GAGACAUGAAGGAGUGUAGUUCUCUGUGUCCGACCUCCUCCUCAACUAUCAUCUAAGGACAUACAGUUCCGUCUUAUGAUCGAUCCUUUUGUGUUGUACAUAAUCGUGUUAGAGUUGUGUGGAUAUUGUGUUAGAUUAUAAGAGUUUAUAAGGCUGAACAUUUGCUGAUAGCUGUCACUCUGCACCUGUUCUGGAGUUCAACGCAAGACGAUCACGCAAGAGUAAAUCAUGUUGGCUGAGUUGCUGCUAGGGUUGGCACUCCUCUACCUGCUGUGGUUUGCGAUCUUCAAAAAGCCUGAUGGGCUGCCACCAGGUCGAUGGGGUCUUCCGCUCGUUGGUUACAUACCACUCAACGGGAAACGCAUGGAUGAGCAAUUCAAAGAUCUCCAUAAACAACACGGAGACAUAUAUGUAUGGCGCAUGGGUACCCAGGUGAACGUUUUCCUGCACAGUUACCAGCUUAGCAGAGAAGCCCUCAGUAGUAGUGACUUUCUCGACCGCCCGAUAUGGGAACUGUUCAGAUUUCUGGAACCUGUUACCCUAGGUGUAAUUGGAAGCAACGGCAACAUCUGGCACAUCAACCGCCGAUUCAGCCUACGUCAACUCCGAGAUCAAGGCAUGGGCAAGUCCAGCUUGGUGUCCGCAGUCCAAAACCAAGCGAAUAAGUUGAUCGAGGCACUGAAGGGCCAAGCGAACAAGUCUGAACGCAUUCCUCGUGAUCUGAGGGUGGCUGUUAUCAACAUUAUCUGGCAUAUGGUUGCGAGCAAGCAGUUUGAAGUAACGGACCCCAAGCUGCAAGAAUUCAUAGAUAUUAUUGACGAUCUGACGCAAAAGUUCGGCCCAUUGGCAAUCCCCGAUUUUAUGCCAUGGAUUAAAUAUUGCCUUCCUGAUUUCCUCAUACGCCGCGUCUUCUCCGUCGAUAUACUUUACACUCUGAAGGACAAAUUCUUCGAUUAUUGCAAGGAACUGAUCGAGGAACACAAAUCUUCCUUGGAUCCUGAUAAUCCUAGGGACCUGAUGGACGGCUACCUUCUUGAUAUCGAGGCAUCGAAAGACAACCCAGACGGGGUUCGAACUGAGAGGGAUCUGUGUAUCCUUAUCUUGGACCUGUUCUUCGCCGGCAGUGAAACCACGGUCGGCACCCUCACCUUCAUGAUUUACUAUUUAGCCAAUUAUCCAGAAGUUCAGAAGAAGUUCCAGGCAGAGAUCGACGAGGUUCUGCCUAAAGGAACGCUCGCUACACUCGAAGACAGAAGCAGAAUGCCGUACACUGAGGCUGUCAUUCAUGAGGUUCUUCGGGUUUCUUCUUUGGCAUCAGUAGGCGUUCCGCAUGUUGCGGUGAGGGAUACUAAGCUGGGUGGAUACCUACUCCCAAAGGGAACGAUCGUAUCGACAGCCGCGGCCGCCAUGCACCACGACCCUCGCUACUGGAAUGAGCCGGAGAAGUUCAAGCCGGAACGUUGGCUCGACGACCAAGGGAAGUUUACGACCAAGAAGGAGGGCUUCCUUCCCUUCGGCGUUGGGAAGCGGGUGUGCGUCGGAGAGUCCCUGGCGCGCAUGGAACUCUUCAUCCUCUCCACCGCCCUGUUCCAGUCCCUGAGUGUGACCCCGCCGCCAGGGUCAAAGGUCGACGUGUCACCGGAUCCCAGCAAUCCUUUUGGUCACAACCCGAGGUCGGAGAAAGUCUGCUUCACCAUCCGCGAGUGAGGGAGAGAGAGAGAGAGAGAGAGAGAGAGAGAGAGAGAG